This is a messenger RNA of Mya arenaria, 2002 nucleotides long. RefSeq names its product alpha-1,2-mannosyltransferase ALG9-like. Gene Ontology annotation, cellular component: endoplasmic reticulum membrane. Gene Ontology annotation, molecular function: alpha-1,2-mannosyltransferase activity. The record is from RefSeq and is a predicted model, not a curated record. The transcript has 16 exons. Bases 45 to 1847 code for a protein of 600 amino acids. Gene Ontology annotation, biological process: protein N-linked glycosylation. Lineage: Eukaryota; Metazoa; Mollusca; Bivalvia; Myida; Myidae.
UUAAGCCAAUCAAAAUUCAUCAAUUAUUUUGCGCUGAUGUCAAGAUGGCAGCCUCCACGAAGCGCCGAUUACAAGGAAAGUCAAUAAAAGAACUUGCAGCUUUAUCAAAUCCAAUCGAGAGGGAAAAACCAGUUGAACCACAUCCAAUAAUAGAACAUGAUGACCCAGUCUGGGCCCCAGCACCAUACACAGUGUUCAAGGUCUUCAUGUCUGCCCGACUAUGUGCAGCCGCAUGGAACAUUGUGGGUGAUUGUGACGAGACUUUCAACUACUGGGAACCGACCCACUACUUGAUGUUUGGUAAGGGUUUUCAGACGUGGGAGUACUCCCCAGAAUAUGCAAUCCGGUCGUACGCCUACCUGAUGCUUCAUACCCUACCCAUGAGACUGUACGGGCUCAUCUUUACUCCCAACCCAGUGAUGAUGUUUUUUUUCACCCGAUGUAUCCUAGCCUUAGCCUGUGCAUUGACUGAAGUGGUCUUCUACAAGGGUGUUUGCCGUCAGUUUGGAAACAAUGUGGGGCGUAUCAUCGUGUGUUUUCAACUGAUAGGGGCGGGAUUUUUUAUAUCAUCAACGGCAUAUCUUCCAAGCAGUUUCUGCAUGUACAUGACGUUUCUGAGUAUUGGAGCAUGGUUUCUAGGCAAAUAUGAGGUGGCCAUUAUGGCAACGGCUGCUAGCGCCAUUGUGGGCUGGCCUUUUGCUGCAAUCAUUGGGGUACCCAUAGCUUUUGACAUCCUAUUCCUCCAAAGAAAGGUGGUGCUGUUCAUGAUGUGGGUUGGAAUAGCACUGGUUACAUUUUUGCUACCCCUUGUCCAGAUAGAUCAGUACUACUAUGGCAAGUUGGUGGUGGCACCUCUCAACAUUGUCAUGUACAAUGUCUUCACCGAACAUGGCCCAGACCUCUACGGAGUGGAGCCAUUUUCCUACUAUAUCAUCAACGGUCUCCUUAACUUCAACAUUGUUUUCCCCCUGGCCCUGGUAUCAGCUCCAUUUGUGAUACUAUCCAACUACAUUUUAAAAGUGAAGACUCAAGGUAUCCCCAUCUGGCUAUCGCUGGCGGGAAUGUACAUCUGGGCGGCAAUAUUCUUCACACGACCUCACAAGGAGGAGCGUUUUCUGUUUCCUAUCUAUCCAUUGAUCGCUGUCGCUGGUGCUGUCUCAGUCGACUACAUACAGCUGUGGUGGCGAUGCGUGUUUGUGCGAUCCAAGGGAGGCCACUAUGUUGACCACACAAGCUGGAUCUCUGUGUUUGUCGGCAUUUUCUUCACUCUCAUGUCUGUCUCUAGAAUUGUGGCUGUAUACCAGGCCUACCACGCCCCUCUAGACCUUUAUGUGGAACUGAACAAACUGGCCAAUGAUGAGAAAGUGCACACACUGUCAGCAGAUCGCCCUGUUACCCUGUGUGUGGGGAAGGAGUGGUACCGGUAUCCUAGCAGCUUCUUCCUUCCAGGGCAAAAUUGGAACCUCCAUUAUUUAAAGUCGGAAUUUGAAGGCCAACUUCCAAAGCCGUAUGACAGUGGCCCUGAUGCAACUAGAAUUAUACCUUCCAACAUGAAUGAUAUGAAUAAAGAAGAGCCAUCUAGAUAUGUGAACGUUUCCAAGUGCCAUUAUUUAGUGGAUUUAGAUCUUCCAAGGGAGACAACUCAUGAACCGAGAUAUUCCCAAAAAACUGAGGAGUGGACAACUCUAGUCUCAAUACCAUUCUUAGAUGCUUCCAGGUCCCACAGAGUGUUCAGGGCAUUUUACAUUCCAUUUGUGUCCAGUAGAUACUGUGUGUAUGAAAACUACAAUUUAUUGAAAACAACAAGAACUAAGAAAACCAACAGAUCGCAGAAACACACUAGAUAGCCUAGGCACACUAGGGUGUAAAAUUUGAUGCAAUUAUGAUGUAUAUAUUAAAAAAUUGAACUUGAAUUAUUUUUCAAGUGUAUGCAAUAAAUAUGUCAGUAGUCCUAUGUGUUGUUUGUUUGUACAAUGUUUAUAUUAAAUACUAAAGGCAGUAA